Bombina bombina (fire-bellied toad) is the source of this 10054-nucleotide messenger RNA. Its product is annotated as spectrin beta chain, erythrocytic. NCBI's taxonomy places the organism in Eukaryota, Metazoa, Chordata, Amphibia, Anura, Bombinatoridae. The coding region runs from base 202 to 7314 and encodes 2370 amino acids. Gene Ontology annotation, molecular function: structural constituent of cytoskeleton; actin filament binding; phospholipid binding. Gene Ontology annotation, biological process: actin cytoskeleton organization. The transcript is spliced from 36 exons. Gene Ontology annotation, cellular component: cell junction; spectrin; plasma membrane. The record is from RefSeq and is a predicted model, not a curated record.
AUCUUGGGCGGGUCUUGCCCUUGCGAAAUGUGGACUGCACUGUGAAGACACACUUCUUACCUAUUUCCUACUGUUCUUUCUUCAUUGUCUAUAUCUUUCACCAUUUCUUUCUCUGCCCCGGUGGGAUUUUAAGAGCACAGCUGGACUAAGACAAGGUUUCCAUGAUUUGUGAUAAAGUAUAACCAGAACAAAAGCACCAAGAUGCAAACCCCGGAUUUUGAUAAUGAUGAAAUCGAGCAGCAAUACUGCCGAGUUAACUCCCGAUGGGAAGCCACAGAAGAUGAGCUGGACAAUGACAACAGUUCUGCUCGGAUGUUUGAAAGAUCCCGCAUUAAAGCCCUUGCAGAUGAGCGUGAAGCUGUGCAGAAGAAAACAUUUACAAAAUGGGUAAAUUCACAUCUUGCCUUUGUAAACAUGCGGAUUUCUGAUCUCUAUUUGGACCUAAGAGAUGGGCGUGUACUGAUAAAACUGCUAGAGGUUCUUUCCGGAGAGCAGCUGCCAAAAAGAACCAAAGGAAGGAUGCGCAUCCAUUGUUUAGAAAAUGUAGACAAAUCUCUUCGCUUCCUAAAAGAGCAAAGAGUCCAUCUUGAAAAUAUUGGCCCCCAUGACAUUGUCAACGGUAACCACAGAUUGAUACUUGGCCUCAUCUGGACAAUUAUAUUACGUUUCCAGAUUCAAGACAUUAUCAUUGAAACAACAGGCAGUGAAACGCGUUCAGCAAAAGAUGCUUUACUUCUUUGGUGCCAAAUGAAAACUGCUGGAUACCCCAACGUUAAUGUGAAGAAUUUCACAACCAGCUGGAAAGAUGGCUUAGCAUUUAAUGCUCUGAUCCAUAAACACAGACCAGCUCUAAUAGACUUUGAAAACCUGAAAAAAUCCAAUGCUAAAUACAACCUUGAAAAUGCAUUUACUGUGGCAGAUCGUAAACUUGGUAUAACUCCGCUUCUUGAUCCAGAAGAUGUCUUCACUGAAAAUCCAGAUGAAAAAUCCAUAAUCACCUACAUUGUGGCCUUUUAUCACUAUUUUUCCAAGAUGAAAGCCUUAGCUGUUGAAGGAAAGAGAAUAGGAAAGGUUUUAGACAAUGCAAUGGAAACAGAGCAGCUAAUUUAUGAAUAUGAAGCUCUGGCCUCUGAUCUGCUGACAUGGAUUGAGCAAACCAUCUUGCAUCUUACAAACCAUAAAUUUGCAAACUCUCUGAUUGGAGUUCAGCAGCAGCUACAGUCAUUCAGCGCAUACAGAACCACCGAAAAACCACCCAAAUAUAAUGAGAAAGGGUAUUUAGAGGUUCUCCUGUUUACCAUUCAGUCACGGAUGAGGGAAAACAAUCAGAAACUCUAUGUACCUCAGGAUGGAAAAUUGGUGUCAGACAUCAACAGGGCAUGGAAACGCCUUGAAAAAGCUGAACAUGAACGAGAGACAGCACUAAGAAAUGAACUAAUUCGACAAGAAAAACUUGAGCAAUUGGCAAAGCGAUUUGAUCGUAAAGCAGCAAUGCGAGAAGCGUGGCUCUCAGAAAAUCAACAUCUCAUUUCACAGGAUAAUUUUGGUCAUGAUUUGCCAUCAGUUGAAGCAGCAAAAAAAAAACAUGAAGCUAUUCAGACGGAUAUCUUUGCAUAUGAAGAGCGCAUUCAAGCACUGGCAAAUGUAGCAAAGGAGUUGGAAGAUGAGAAAUAUCAUGAUAUAAAGCGUAUUACUGCCAGAAAAGACAACAUCCUGCGGCUUUGGAAUUAUCUUUUGGAGAUGCUUAAGUCUCGAAGAGAAAGGCUCUAUAAGAACCUUGAUUUGCAAAUCUUGUUCCAGGAGAUGCUGCAUACUGUCACCUGGAUGGAUGAAAUGAAGGUCAAUCUUGUAUCAACUGACUAUGGCAAACAUUUACUCGAGGCAGAAUAUCUCUUUCAAAAGCAUAACUUACUGGAGACUGAUAUUGCAACUCAAGCAGAAAAAGUGAAGGCAUUUUGCAAUGCUGCAUUUAAGUUUGUAGGUGGAGAUGAAUACCAGCCCUGUGAUCCACAAGUGAUUAAAGAUCGUGUCCGGCAUCUUGAACAAUGUUACCAGGAGCUUGUAGACCUGGCAGCACAACGAAAAGCUCAGCUUCAGCAGUCAAGGAUCUUGUGGAAAUUCUUUGGGGACAUGGAUGAAGUGGAGAGAUGGAUAAAGGAGAAAGAACACAUAUAUACUUCAAUGGAUUUUGGAAAAGAUCUCACAGGUGUCUCCAUUCUUCAAAGAAAACACAAGGCUUUCGAAGAUGAACUAAGGGGACUUGAAUCUAACUUACAGCAAACUAUUAAAGAUGGUGAAUCAAUGAUAGACAAUAAACAUUAUGGGUCAUCCAAGAUCAAGGAACGGAUUGACAAAAUCAACGUGCUGUGGGCUCAGCUUAAAGAUUUAGCAGCUUUCCGCUUAAAAAUUCUCAAUGACACUGAAAACUUUUUUCAGUUCCAAGGUGAUGCAGAUGAUCUAGCAGCUAGGCUUCAGGAUACAUACCGUAUAAUGCAGAGUGAGGACAUUGGACAUGAUGAAUAUUCCACACAAGUAUUAGUAAAGAAACAGAAAGAACUUCUAGAUGAUAUCAUGCUCAAUAGACAAAUAUUGGAGGGUCUUAACCAACAAGUGCAAAGAUUUCCAGAGGAGUUCAAAGUAUCCCCUGAAAUUGAUAGCAGACUUAAAAAAUUAAGGGUUUUGUUUUCUGAUCUGACUGCUUUGGCCGACCUACGCUCUCAAAAGCUUCAGGAUGCCCUUAUGUUUUAUACCAUUCUUGGUGAAAUUGAUGCUUGUGAAAUGUGGAUGAAUGAGAAGGAGAAAUGGCUUGAGAAGAUGGAAAUUCCAGAGUCACUAGAAGAUAUGGGUGUUUUUCAACAUAGGUUUAACACUCUAGAUCAGGAAAUUAAUGUUUUGGGUUCCCGAAUAGAGAACGUGGACAAGGCAUCAAAUGAACUAAUUGAAAGUGGGCACCCCAGCAGGAAACAAGUUAAACAAAGCCAGGACCACAUGAAUACCAGGUGGGCAGUUUUUAAGCAGAUGGUGGCACAGAGGAGAAGAGCCGUUGAUUCAGCCUUGGGCCUUCAUAAUUAUUUUCUGGAGUGUGAAGAAACCAAGAAUUGGAUAGUAGAAAAAAUUAAAGUUAUAGACUCUACAAAGGAUCUUGGAAAUGAUCUUUCUUCUGUGAUUACAAUUCAAAGGAAACUGUAUGGCAUUGAGAGAGAUAUAGCAGCUAUUGAAGCUAAACUUAUAAGUCUCCAGGAAGAGGCUAAGAGGCUUGCAGAUGAUCACCCUGAUCAUGCCCAAGAUAUUUACGACAGAUUGAUUUAUAUUAACAAUGUCUGGCAAGAUUUGCAGAAAACUCUUCAAAGCCAGGAAGAUUCACUAGGGGAAAGCAACAAACUGCAAAAAUUCUUGAUAGACUUAUUUGAUUUUGAGACUUGGCUGUAUAGGUCCCAACAGGCCACAGCUUCAGAAGAUAUACCUAUCUCCCUGCCAGAAGCAGAACAAAUGUAUCAUAAACAUCUUGCACUGAAAGAUGACAUUGAACAGCAUGAAAAUGAUUUCCAUGAUGUUGUUGACACUGGUAAGAAUGUAACACAAGGACAAACAGAUCCCCAAUACCAAGAGCUGGGUCAAAGAGUAAAGGGAAUAGAAGAGGGCUGGAAUGACCUUCACAAGAUGUGGAACAACAGAGAAAACUUUUUGUCUCAGUGUCUUGGAUUCCAAAAGUUCAUGAAGGAUGCAAAGCAGUCUGAAACCAUCCUAAACAGCCAGGAAUACACUCUCGCUCAUGUUGAACCUCCCAAAACGUUACAAGCGUCACAUGACAGAUUGAAAAAACAUGAAGAUUUUCUUGCUACAAUGGAAAAUAAUGAAGAAAAGAUUAUUGGAACUAUUGAAAGUGGAAAGAAGCUCGACGAGGACGAAAACAUGUUCUCUGAAAAAGUUAUGGAUAAAGUUUCCUCACUUGAAGACAGAUAUGGAAGAAAUAUUAACAAGGCAAAGGAAGUGUCUGUGCUACUGAGGGACAACUACGAUCUUCAGAAUUUUCUACAAAACUGUGAUGAGUUAACUUUGUGGAUCAAUGAAAAAAUGCUGACUGCUCAAGAUACGUCAUAUGAUGGAGCUCGGAACUUGCACAGUAAAUGGUUAAAGCAUCAAGCUUUCAAAGCAGAACUUGAUUCGAAUAGUGAAAGGCUGAACAAUCUCGACGAGGAGGGGAAACAACUAGUGCAGGAAAAACCUCAGUUUGCACCAGAAAUUUCUGAAAGACUUACUGAGUUGCAAAGGGGCUGGGAUGAACUGGAUGCAACAACCCAACAGAAGGAGCAGUCUCUGUUUGAUGCAAACCGUUCUGAGUUAUAUGAACAAAGAUAUUCAGAUAUUUCUAAGUGGAUAAAAGACAUGGAACAGCAGGUAGAAUCUGAUGACUUUGGAAAGGAUCUGACAAGUGUGAAUAUUCUUCUAAAUAAGCACAAGAGAUUUGAGGACCAGAUCCAACAAAAGGAAAGAGAGCUGGAUGAAGUUUUACCCCAAACAACCACUCCAGUGGAUGGAAAAGAGCAAGAUGUUAAAGUACGAUUCUUGCAACUUCAAGAGCCACUGAACGAUCGGAAAAGAAAAUUAGAGUCUUCAAAGCAAGUGCAUCAGUUGCAUCGGGACUUGGAAGAUGAAACGCUCUGGGUACAAGAGAGGUUACCACUUGCAGAAUCCAAGGACUAUGGAAAUAAUCUUCAAACAGUGCAGAUGCUAAUGAAAAAGAACCAGACUUUGCAAAAAGAGAUAACAGGUCAUGGACCUAGGAUAGAUGAUGUCAUUGAAAGAGCAGAUAAUAUGGAAGGUGAACCUGAUGUUGACUCCCAGCCAAUUGAAAGACAAAGACAAUCAUUGCAAGAGAUUUGGCAUCAUUUGCAGAGAGCAAUUGCAAAUAGACAACAUUGCCUGCAGCAGUCACAGGAUGCUCAGCAGUACUUCAUGGAUGCCAGUGAGGCUGAAGCUUGGAUUGAUGAACAACAACUUUACAUGAUUGGGGAUGAAAUACCUAAGGAUGAAGAAAGUGUGUUUUUUAUGGUGAAGAAGCAUUUGAGUCUACAGCAUUCAGUGGAGCACUAUUCGAAAAAUAUCAAAGAACUAGCAGACCAAGCUCAGAAGCUUCUUGCAUCAGAGCACCCUGAUAGUGAACAGAUAAUAAGACGCCAAGCCAAUAUCGAAAAACAAUAUGUUGCAUUAAGAGAAACGGCAGAUGAACGGAGACAAAAACUCGACAACAUUUAUCACAUGUUUCAGUUGAAGCGUGAAGUAGAAGAUCUGGAGCAGUGGAUUGCAGAGAGAGACGUGAAAGCAUCUUCUCAGGAAAUGGGACAGGAUUUAGACCAUGUAACAGUGUUACGAGACAAAUUCCGUGAUUUUGCUAAAGAAACAGGAGCCAUCGGCCAAGAACGCAUAGACAAUGUGAACAUCCUAAUUGAAGAGCUGAUUGAUGCUGGACAUUCUGAGGCAGCAUCCAUUGCAGAGUGGAAAGACAAUCUGAAUGAAAGCUGGGCAGAUCUGCUGGAGCUUAUUGAUACUCGUCUUCAGCUCUUGGUGGCAUCUUAUGAUCUUCACAAAUUCUUUUAUGAUGGUUCUGAGAUCUUAAGCAUGAUAGAGGAGAAGCAUAAAGAGCUACCUGAAGACUUGGGUGGGGAUGUGCACACUGCAGAGUCACUGCACAGAGUACACACGGCAUUUGAGAGGGAUAUUCACUUUAUUGGCUCACAGGUCCAGCUUUUCCAAGAUACAGCUGCACGUUUAUUCACAGCGUAUGCAGGAACUCAAGCUAUGGAUAUACAGAAAAAGGAGUGUGAGGUGGUUGAAGCCUGGAAAGCUCUUUUGGAUGCCUGUGAUGGACGUCGCACAGAGCUUAUUAGUGCAGCUGAGAAAUUCAGAUUCUUUAGUAUGGUGCGAGAUUUAAUGCUUUGGAUGGAGAGCAUCAUUAGACAGAUUGAAACACAGGAAAAACCAAGGGAUAUAUCCUCUGUUGAGUUCCUUCUCAAAUACCACCAGGAUUUGAAGGCAGAAAUUGAAGCAAGGAACAUAAGCUAUUCUAGUUGUGUUGAACUUGGACAAACCCUUCUAGCUAGAAAUCACCCAGCCUCAGAAGAGAUUAAAGAAAAUCUGAUGCAGCUCGCGGAAAGAAGAGCAGAGAUGUUAGAGAAAUGGGACAAGCGGUGGGACUGGCUACGUGUGUUGCUGGAAGUUUGUCAGUUUGCAAGAGAUGCCUCAAUGGCAGAGGCCUGGCUAAUAGCAAAGGAACCAUACCUGACAACUGCUCAUGUUGGAAACAGCUUAGAUGAUGUUGAGAAGCUGCUAAAAAGACAUGAAGCAUUAGAAAAAUCUACAGCAACAUGGGAAGAAAGAUUUGCAGCCCUUGAAAGACUGACCACACUGGAGUUAUUAGAAAUAAGGAAAUAUCAGGAGGCUAAAAGACAAGAAAUUGCAAUGGCAGCUGACACAGAAAUGAGACAAGAAUAUGAGACAGUCAAACAAUAUACAGAAGGUAUAGAGAAAACGUUUGAAGAAACACAUCCAAGUGACUCAGCUAGAAUAUCAGAAGAGGUUGAACAGCUGUUACAAGCCAGGUUGCAGUACACGACAGAAGCAAGUGAACUUGAUUACAGUGAUGCAUAUACCAGGACAACAAAAGAGCAAAAAAUCCCAGAGGAAGAGGACAAAGAAACACGUGAAGAACAUAAGAAAGAAGAACAAAAGAUCACACAAGAGGAGCACAAGAGUACAAGGGAGGAACACACAUCAGAGAUUACUAAGCACACUGAAUACAGCAUACUACAGCCAGCUGUGAGCAAGAUAGAAGAGGAAGUGAUUACUCUGACUAGUAUUUCCACUAUUAUCCAAAUGCAGGGAUAUCUAGCGAGAAAGCAUGAUCUAGAAGGAACCGUAAAGAAAGCAUCCAACAGGUCCUGGAAUACAGUAUACUGUGUGCUCAAGAACAAUGACUUGUAUUUUUAUAAAGAUGCCAAAAAUUUUGCAAUGAAUGAAACUCUACAAAAUGAAGAGCCACUUACACUUGGCAAUGCAAGAUGCGAAAUAGUAGCAGAUUAUAAAAAGAAAAAGAAUGUUUUUAGACUUCGACUGUAUGAUGACAACGAAUGGCUGUUUCAAGCAAAGGAUGAGGCUGAGCUCCAAGCCUGGGUUCCGAUUUUAAGAACAGCAAUUACAGAGUCGUCAAAUGAAAAACUGAAGUCUAAAAGUCUUCCCCUCCCUUCCACAUCUGGCACUGAGGGCAAACCAGAGAAGAAAGAAAAGAGAUUCAGUUUUUUUCCAUCGAAAAAAUAACAGUGGUAUCAGCUAAAAUGGAGAAAGUAAUAUCUGGGUCCUGACUUAAACAAAAAUCUCUUGGAGAUGCUAUUAUUUACUGACUUGCACAAUGACUGACUGAGGAUAUUAAGAAAUAAUCCUAUUUGCCAUACAAAUUUUGUGAGUCUCUUAAAUAAGCCUGUGAAUCUGUAAAAUGGUACAGAGUAUAUCAAUGUAUUGCCAAAAACACAGUUAAUAAUUUAGCUUUAUGACCUACAGGUGAUUUUUUUUAUUAUGUACAUAUCAUACGACAUCCUAAGAAUUGUUGAGUCAGUCCCAUGUAAGGCAGAAUACUGAAUUUUUUUUAAAACAAAGUGUUCUAUUACAUUCUUUUUUAAUUUUUCAAUUUAACAAUAAAUGUCAGCCAUUACAGAACAUUCAAUAUGUGUUUUUUUGUAAAAGUGUUUUUUAUAGUAUAGGUGAAAUGUCAUGUUAAACCCUGCUAUACAGCUCUUCAGGGUGGUUCCUGUCUUUAAUUCUAAAAAAUAUAAUAAUUUUAGUGUGCAAAAUGUACUAUUUAUUUGUGCUUGACAAACUCUAUUGGUCAGCAUCAGUGAAAGAUCAUGGGCUAGAUUACGAGUGGAGCAUAAACAUUUGCGCAUGAGCGAUAAGGGGUGUUUGCGCUUGUUGCUUGUAUUACAAGUUGAAAGUAAACGUGAUCGCUUGAGCGCAAAUCACAAUUUACGCUAGAAUGAAUACCGCAACUUCAGAGUUCUGGUUAAUUGUUUUGCAAAACAAAAAAGUGUCACAAAACACAUCAACAAUACAUUACAAAGUACAGUUUCACUCAAAAUAACACCAUCUAAUAAAAAUUAUUCAAAAAAUAUUGCACACAAGUUAUAAAGGCUCAACGAUAUGAGAUCUCAGGCGAAGGCAGGCAAAGGGUUUUAACAUAGACAUACAUACAUAUACAUGUCUAGAAAUGUAUAUGUAGAAUAUAUAUAUAUAUAUAUAUGUGUGUGUGUGUCUAUAUAUGUAUACAUGUGUAUUUAUGUAUUAAUAUUUGUAUAUAUGUAUUUACAGACAUAUAUACACAUAUAAAACACAUAAAUACACACACACACACACACAUAUAUAUAUAUAUAUAUAUAUAUAUAUAUAUAUAUAUAUAUGUAUGUAUAUGUAUGUGUGCAUUGGAGCCCUUUGCAGUUAAGUAGAUGAAAACAUGUAAAAGUAUAUUUAUGCAAUAUUCAUAUUUAAUAAAGAAUUUAAUUGUGUAUUUACUGUAAAUAUUUCACAUUACAAUUUUCUGCACAUAGUAGAAUAUGUUCUAUGUAUUUAUAAAUAGAUAUAGAUAUUGUACCAACAUACCAUCAGAUAUAUGUAGAAAUAUUUAUUUAUGAAGAAAUAGAACAUAUUAUUCUAUGUGAAGAAGAUUGGAAUGUGAAAUAUACAUAUUUUCAUGUCAGGUUAGCGCACAUGAGAAUAUGCGAUCGGGUUUGCGUGAGAGUGGGGUGUUAGUUCCCCCCCACACACUUUUUUUAUCCAUUGACUUCUAUGGGGAAUUACAUGAGCGCGCACACAAUAUUGUAAGUUCGGCUUUUUGCGCGCAAGCGAAAACAGUUUACUUUUAACUCAUAAUACGAGCGCAACCUGACGAGUGCAAAAAGUUUACCGCUAGCGUAAUUAGCGCUCGAGCAUGAGCGUUAAUUAGCGCUCCACUUGUAAUCUGGCCCCAUGUCAUUGACUAAGUACCAACCAAUGAUAGCACAUAUUCUAUUCUAUUUUGCCUAGUGAGGAUAAAUGUUAAAAAGAUCAGUGGAUUGAGUAGACUAUAAAAUCACAUAUUAAAACUUAAUAAAAGGGAUAAUAAAAUUAAAUUUAAACUUUCAUUAUCAGGUACAGCAUGCAAUUUGAAACAACUUUAAAUUUACUUCUAUAAUAAAAUUGACUUCAUUCUCUUGAUAUCCUUUGUAUAUAUAUAUAUAUACACACAACAACAUUUAAAAUUAUGGGUAGUUGAAAAGUGAGUUUAGAAUCCUCCACUAAGAAAAAAAUAUAGUGAAAAUAACUCAUUGUGUAGUUCAUUAACAAAUCUAGACAAUCCAGAAGGCUACUGUUGGAAAAGCAAGCCUUCUGGCUUGUCUAGAUAAGUGUAAUUUGUUUUUAAAUGCACAAAUUAUCGUUAAAUACCUAUAUGUUAAAUUAUGCAUUUAAUUUGUGCUUUGGAUAGCUAAAAAUGAUAUGAUAUUAGAAAAUAUUACACUACCCCCACCUCCACCCGGCUACUACAUAAUGCCACUUGGCCACUUAAUAAUGUCACCCGGUUGGCAAAAUUUUCUGUGGAAUAUAUAUAUGUGUGUGUUUGUGUGUUUAAAUUCAAAAGAAUUAGGCAGGAUUAUGACUGUAUACCCCAUGCAUUUUCAAAAAAGCCAUCAUUACUUUCUUAUUGUUGUAGUGUUUAAACUGUGUUGCUUUAUGAAGUUUUCCUUAUUGGCACUUAGCAUGCCCUGUGAGUAGUGGUGUCAGUGGCCAGUAAUAUGUUGUAGCUCUUGAUUAACAGCUAUGUGCAUUGUUAUACUCAGUACUAUUUAAGGUUGCAGCAUGUUCAUAAGACAGAUUCCAGAAAUAAAUUGCAGCUUUGAAAGUGUUUUGUAUUUUUUGUUACAUCCUCCUUACUACUGAUCCUAAAGUGGUGCUAUUUUUGAAACCUACAAUGGUAUAAACAGUAUGUAUUUGUCAAAAUAAUUGAAGAUGAGCAAAUAAAGAGUUAAUAUUA